AGUCCAUUUGGGGAUAAGCCUCCAUCUCUGAACCCACAGACCCUCCCUCUCAACCCUUCCUUCCUUUCUUCAAUGGCUUCUUCGAUUAUCGUCCCCAUUUCCUCUCUUUCCCUGCGUUCCUCUCCGUCUUACUGCCUACCAAUUCCACCAUUGAAGCCUUUCACCGUGCUUCACUCCUCCGUGUCCGUACCCCCAAUUUCCUCCUCCUUGAUUCUCUCUGUAGCUCGAGCCAAACCCUCAGACGUCGAGACCACCUUCUUCGAGAGUGUCAAUCCCGAAGAAGACGUGGUUUACGACCCCCCCGAAGUCCCGGAAGGCUUCGUUGCCCCUCCCUCCUUCGACGAAGGCCCAUUGGAAAGCGAGGAUGAAAUUGCGGCCGCUUACGAGGAGCUCUAUGGGCCGGCUUACAGUGGAGUCAGUGUUCUGGGAAACGACAUUUAUGUAAUGGAUUCUAAGAUGAAAAAAGUGGGCGGAUUCGGAUCGAAGGCCAGGAAGGAGAAGGCGCGGGAUGGGUUCGACGAGCGGGUUGUGCAAGUUCGUAGGGUGACUAAAGUGGUUAAAGGUGGGAAACAGUUGCAUUUUAGGGCAAUUGUUGUUGUGGGUGAUAAAAAGGGGCAAGUGGGUGUUGGUGUUGGUAAAGCUAAAGAAGUCAUCUCCGCUGUUCAGAAAUCGGCCAUCAAUGCUCGCCGGAAUAUUGUCACUGUUCCCAUGACCAAGUACCUAACAUUUCCCCACAGGUCGGAGGGAGAUUAUGGAGCAGCAAAAGUAAUGCUAAGACCUGCUUCUCCCGGUACUGGUGUGAUUGCUGGUGGAGCAGUGAGAAUCGUCCUCGAAAUGGCGGGUGUCGAGAAUGCGUUAGGGAAGCAACUAGGAAGUAAUAAUGCCCUCAACAAUGCCAGAGCGACGGUGGUCGCCGUGAUGAAGAUGAAACAGUUUCGGGAUGUCGCAAGGGAGCGUGGCAUCCCAAUGGAAGAGUUGUGGAAGUGAAGAGCAGGGAAAGGCUUCAUUCCUUUGUUUCAUUUUUUCCUUUGACUGCAUCCAUUCUUGUAACUCAAUGUUGUAAAAAUGGCACUCAGGCUUCAUUCCUUUGUUUCUUAUAUCUGCAAUUAUCGGGAUUAUAGGUUGAUUUGUGUUUGUUUA
This is a messenger RNA of Cucurbita moschata (crookneck pumpkin), 1140 nucleotides long. Its product is annotated as 30S ribosomal protein S5, chloroplastic-like. The record is from RefSeq and is a predicted model, not a curated record. The transcript has 2 exons. Gene Ontology annotation, molecular function: RNA binding; structural constituent of ribosome. Bases 73 to 987 code for a protein of 304 amino acids. Lineage: Eukaryota; Viridiplantae; Streptophyta; Magnoliopsida; Cucurbitales; Cucurbitaceae. Gene Ontology annotation, biological process: translation. Gene Ontology annotation, cellular component: mitochondrial small ribosomal subunit; ribosome.